AUGGGUUACGAAGACAAAUUAGUAGUUCCUGCUUUAAAGUUUAGAAACUUUUUGGACAAGACUCCAAAUCUCCAUAAUGUUAUCGUUAUUGCUGCGAUUUCAUGUAUUUCCGGGUUGAUGUUUGGUAUCGAUAUCUCGUCGAUGUCAGCAUUUCUUGGUGAAAAAACAUAUACAGACUAUUUUGGUACUCCUAGCACAACUAUGCAAUCGUUUAUUACGGCUGCUAUGUCUUUAGGUUCAUUUUUUGGAUCUUUAGCUUCUUCGUUCGUGUCUGAACCGUUCGGUAGAAGAGCUUCGUUAUUGUUAUGUGGUUUCUUCUGGUGUGUUGGUGCCGCUAUCCAAUCGUCUUCUCAAAAUCAAGCUCAAUUAAUUAUCGGUCGUUUUAUUUCGGGUUUUGGUGUUGGGUUCGGUUCGUCAGUUGCUCCAGUUUAUGGAUCUGAAUUAGCUCCUAGAAAGAUUAGAGGUUUAAUUGGUGGUCUUUUCCAAUUCUCUGUCACUUUAGGUAUCUUGAUCAUGUUCUACAUCUGUUAUGGUUUAAAUCAAAUGAAGACUACGGGCUCAUUCAGGAUUGCUUGGGGUUUGCAGAUUGUACCAGGUUUGUGUUUAAUCAUUGGUUGUUUUUUUAUUCCGGAAUCUCCUAGAUGGUUAGCUAAACAAGGCUACUGGGAAGAUGCUCAACAAGUUGUUGCUAAUACUCAAGCUAAGGGUAACAAAGAAGACCCAAACGUUUUAAUUGAAAUUUCUGAAAUUAAGGAACAAAUCAUGUUGGAUGAACACAUUAAGGCUUUCACUUAUGCUGAUUUAUUCAGUAAGAAAUAUAUUUUGAGAACCACUACUGCUUGUUUUGCUCAAAUCUGGCAACAAUUAACUGGUAUGAAUACAUUGAUGUACUAUAUUGUCUAUGUUUUCCAAAUGGCCGGCUACUCCGAUAAUGCUAACUUGAUUGCUAGUUCCAUUCAAUACUGUCUUAAUACAGGUAUGACAAUUCCAGCAUUAUACUUCAUGGAUAAACUCGGUAGAAGACCAGUUUUAUUAACCGGUGCUGCUUUCAUGAUGGCUUGGCAAUUUGCCGUUGGUGGUUUAUUAGCCACUUACGGUCAACCCGCCAAUAUUAGUGAAACCGUCAGAAUUGAAAUUCCACCAGAAAAUGGUAAGGCCGCCAAAGGUGUCAUUGCUUGUUGUUAUUUAUUCGUUGUUUCCUUUGCUUGUAGUUGGGGUGUUUGUUGUUGGGUCUACUGUGCUGAAGUCUGGGGUGACAGUGCGUCAAGACAAAGAGGUGCCGCUCUUACUACUGCUGCUAAUUGGAUUUUCAAUUUCGCCAUUGCCAUGUUCACGCCAAAUGCGUUCAAGAGCAUUAUUUGGAAGACUUAUUUUGUAUUCGGAACAUUCUGUGGUUGUAUGUUUAUCCAUGUCUUAUUCUUCUUCCCAGAAACCAAGGGUAAGAGAUUGGAAGAAAUUGGUCAAAUGUGGGCCGAACGUGUUCCAGCUUGGAAGACUGCUUCAUGGCAACCAUCUAUUCCAAUCGUGUCCGACAGUGAAUUACAUAACAAGAUGAAGGUUGACCAUAAUGAAGAUAACUUAUUAAAUUCUUCUUCCCACUCUGAAGCAUCCCAAGAGAAAGGCGAUACUUCUCACAUGACUUAA
This is a messenger RNA of Debaryomyces tyrocola, 1644 nucleotides long. NCBI's taxonomy places the organism in Eukaryota, Fungi, Ascomycota, Pichiomycetes, Serinales, Debaryomycetaceae. The record is from the annotation of a GenBank genome assembly.